Messenger RNA from Tarenaya hassleriana, 1851 nucleotides. RefSeq names its product protein IWS1 homolog 2. Bases 117 to 1616 code for a protein of 499 amino acids. Gene Ontology annotation, biological process: brassinosteroid mediated signaling pathway; regulation of DNA-templated transcription elongation. NCBI's taxonomy places the organism in Eukaryota, Viridiplantae, Streptophyta, Magnoliopsida, Brassicales, Cleomaceae. The transcript has 12 exons. The record is from RefSeq and is a predicted model, not a curated record.
CCCGUCAUAGAGGCGUGGUACCUUCCCCUUUCUUUCUCCUUCCUCCGUGCUCUACAGCUCGAGGAUCAAUUUUCGAGAUCUUCUGAAUUGGGUCGAGUUUGAGAAAUCGGGGAGAUAUGGGUUUCGAAGAUGAUCCGUACCGCGAUGAAGAUGGGGAGCCUUUGAUGGACUACGAUGAUUUCCAUAAUGAUCGCGAACCAUCGCCUGAACCUCUGCAGGACUUUGACGACAAUUUGGUUGAUGAUGUCGGGGACUGGGAUGCGGCCGAAGGGUCACAAACACCGGUCUACGACAAUGAUAAAGUUAAGCCCAGAAAAAGGUUGGUGAAGAAAACGUCCAGUGGAAAAGACGCCAUCGAUGUUCCAGAAUUGGUUGAUGAAGACUUGGACUUUGAUGGCGGUGAGUUCACUGGACAUGGUUCAGAUUUUGAUGACAAGGUGGGUAAGAAGAGGAAGAAGGAAGAAGACUGGAUUGGUAGUAGUGGAAGGAAGGAGGAGAAGAAGCAUAUGAAAUUCCCAAGCCGGGGUGAGGGGAAGUCUGCAGAGAUCGAUGAGAUGUGGAAUUCUAUUGCCCAUAACCCAGAGGUUGAUGAAGAAGGUGUUAGGACUGUGGAUGAUGAUAAUUUCAUCGACGAUAGCGGUUUGGAUCCUUCUGAAAGGUAUGGAAACGACCAUGGAGGCCACUCACCUAGCCAUUACCCUGAGGCAGAGGAGGGUGAAGAGGAUGAUGAGAUAAAUAAACUUUUCAAGGUGGGGAAGAAAAAGAAGAAGAACGAGAAAAAUCCUGCUGAAAUUGCGCUUUUGGUUGAGAAUGUGAUGGCGGAGCUCGAGGUCACAGCCGAAGAAGAUGCAGAUCUUAAUAGACAGGGGAAGCCCGCCGUUAACAAACUUAAGAAGCUUCCACUUCUUACAGAGGUUCUCUCUAAGAAGCAGCUUCAGUCAGAAUUCCUGGAUCAUGGGGUUCUAACUCUGUUGAAGAAUUGGCUCGAGCCACUUCCGGAUGGAAGCUUACCAAACACAAACAUCCGUGCAGCUAUUCUGAAUAUUCUCACCGAUUUUCCUAUCGACUUGGAUCAGUAUGACAGAAGAGAGCAAUUGAAAAAGAGUGGACUUGGAAAGGUCAUUAUGUUCUUAUCGAAGUCUGACGAGGAAACUACAUCAAACAGAAGACUUGCAAAGGAUUUGGUUGAUAAAUGGUCUCGUCCAAUUUUUAACAAGAGUACGAGGUUUGAGGACAUGAGAAACGUUGAUGAAGAUCGGGUUCCCUACAGGAGGCCUUCAGUGAAGAAACCUGGCAACAAAGCCUCAGCGGUGGAAUCCAGAGACGGUGACUUUGACUUGGAUAUUCGGGGUCGGAAAUCUGGUCUGACGUCAGGGCAGAGUUCAUCAUCCAGGCAAGUCACUAUAAGGCCAGAAGCUACACCUUUGGACUUUUUGAUACGUCCUCAAUCCAAGAUUGACCCGGAUGAAAUCAGAGCCCGGGCAAAACAGGUUGCUCAGGACCAGCGCCGGCUGAAGAUGAACAAGAAGCUGCAACAGCUGAAAGGAUCGAAGAAGAAGAGGCUACAGGCGACGAAAGUGAGCGCGGAGGGUCGUGGAAUGCUCAAGUACCUGUAGAAGAAGCUCAGCCUCGGUUCACUCUUUAUCGAGCCACCGGCAAUAAAAAUGACAGAUUGAGUCCAUGCCCAUGGAACCACUGAAGGCAUUGGCCUCUGCAUGUUGAGAUCUUUCAAACAGGAUGUCAAAGCCAUGGAAGAAGUAAAUGUGUUCAUACGCUCUCUCAAUAGUCAAAUAUUGGUUUGAUCUCUGGCUUAACUUGGUAUAAUGAUGAAGCAUUUAACUUUUUCACCAA